This is a messenger RNA of Gasterosteus aculeatus aculeatus (three-spined stickleback), 2039 nucleotides long. NCBI's taxonomy places the organism in Eukaryota, Metazoa, Chordata, Actinopteri, Perciformes, Gasterosteidae. The record is from RefSeq and is a predicted model, not a curated record.
UUUAAAAGCAUGACAACAGCCAGUUGCGCGUGAUGCUGUACAGCAAAAGCGCCGUGACGGCACUGAGGAGGAUUCACUCGCUGUUUCCGGUCCUGCAGCACCGCCGCGCGCACACCUUUCUGACGUCAUCAGCCACCUGCAGACUCCUCCGCCGACCUCCGCGUGCGGUCGGUGCUACGUGGCCCCUUCGGUCCGGGGCGUUCUCACACUCCGCGUGCAGGUGGAAGAACGCGGGUGAUGGGAAGGAGGAUGAGGAUGAGGAUGACGUCAUCGAUGACGGCGAGGUGGAGGAGCUGUUUCAGGAGCGCGCUCCCGCCGGCGCCCUCGGGGCCGCGCACAGAGUGUUCGUGGUUCACCCCGACGUGAAGUGGGGGAGCCGGAAGCAGCAUCUGACCACAGCUGAGCUGAUGAUGGCCGAGGCCGUGGGGCUCGUGAACACUUUGGACAGCUGGAGUGUGGUGGACAGGGUCAUCAUGUCCACCAAGACACCAGAGAAAAAGAAGAUCUUCGGCAAAGGGAACUUCCAGACUCUGACAGGUUUGGAUCCGCUGGCGUGCGUCUCAGCGGGCCGAUGGUUCUAUUGUUCACCUCCUGUUUCCCCCGCAGACCGAAUCCGACAGACCGCAGGAAUCACCGCAGUGUUUGUGAAUGUGGAGCGUCUGUCUGCCUUGUCUGAGAGGGAGUUUGAGGAGGCCUGGGGGGUAAAAGUCUUUGACAGGUACUCCGUGGUCCUCCACAUCUUCCGCCGCAACGCCAGGACCAAAGAGGCCAAGUUGCAGAUCUCUCUGGCGGAGAUCCCUCUUUUAAGAUCCCGUCUGAAAAACGAAAUGGCAAACUUGGAUCAGCAGGGCGGAGGCUCGAGAUACAUCGGCGGCUCCGGGGAGACGCUGAUGGAGGUGCAGCAGAGGCUGCUGAGGGAGCGCGAGCUGAAGAUCCGCUCGGCGCUGGAGACGCUGCGCAGGAAGAGGCGCCUGCUGCGAUCUCAGCGGCGAGACAAGGAGCUGCCCAGCGUCUCCGUGCUGGGAUACACCAACUGUGGAAAGACGACGCUGAUCAAAGCGCUGACGGGCGACGCCGGCCUUCAGCCCAGGAACCAGCUGUUCGCCACGCUGGACGUCACCGUGCACGCCGGCCAGCUGCCCAGUCACAUGACCGUCCUGUACGUGGACACCAUCGGCUUCCUGUCCCAGCUGCCCCACCAGCUCAUCGACUCCUUCUCCGCCACGCUGGAGGACAUCAAACACUCGGAUCUGCUCGUCCACGUCAGGGACGUCAGUCACCCGGAGACGGCGAACCAGAAGGCCAACGUGCUGAGAGUUCUGGAGAACAUGAGAGUCCCCGACCGGCUGCUGAGCUCCAUGAUCGAAGUCCACAAUAAGACGGACCUCGUGGACAACUAUCGGCUCACGGAGCCCGGCGCUCUGCCCAUCUCGGCCUUGGAGCAGCGUGGCCUUGACGCCCUGAGGGCGGCGGUGGAGGAGGAGCUUGUGGCGUCCACGGGGAAACGCGUGAUGGAUCUCGCCGUCGACCUCGGCUCCCCCCAGUUGAGCUGGCUGUACAAGGAGGCCGCCGUUCAGGACGUGCGGGUGAACGCCGACGAAGGCUCGGCCGUCGUCAAGGUGAUCAUCAGCGCCGCCGCCUACGGCCGCUACCGGAAGCUGUUCGCUGGAAGGUGACGCCAGGAGGAGGGUCCGACACGCGACGGCGGAGACGAGAACGAAGGGCGCUCUUGGCAGACCACACGGGUGAUAGCGGAGAAUGUAGCGUUAGCCACCGCUAGCUAAAUGUUAGCACGUCGAUACGGCUGAUUAGUUGUUUUUUACGGAGGUUUUCUUUGUGCAGAGUAACUUAUUCUUAAAUGUACUGCAUGCAAACUGAACCACAGACAAUCAAACCAGAGACUCUGUACAGAUUGCACAUUAUAUUAAAAUAUUUGCCGAUGUAAUUACAACAACACAAUCAUUCUUUUACAUAAACGUCAGAUCGACAAACUGUUUCCUGGAAUAAAAACAUCUCGUGUAGACGAGCUUAUGAAAGAA